AGGAUGCACACAUGCGGCGCGGCAAGGAAAAGCGGUGUCGCAAACGCGUCUUCGCCGCGCGGCAGCACGACCACACAAGCGGCAAACGCAAAUCUCUCUACAUUUCGGCGCAAGCGCAAAAUAUUCAAGAUGGCGGGUGAUUCUAAUUCUGCUGCUCUUCUUAUGUUUACAAAUUUCGUUUUGUAUACUUCACUUUAUGUCUCUAGAAGACGUCGACGAAGAAGAUUUGACCGGAGAUUUUGGAUCAGAGAGAUUUUCUUAGAUCGAGAGAGAACUGGUGUACAAAAUACACUUAUUCCUCGUCUAAGAUCUUUCGACAAGGAAUAUUACUUCGAUUUCCUCAGGAUGUCUCCCGAAAAGUUUGACGAACUAUUAAAUAAACUUGGACCGAAGAUAACUAGGCAAAAUACCAGAUGGAGAGACGCAAUACCUGCGAGUGAUAGACUUGCUGUAACAUUGAGGUAAAUGUAGCAAACAAAAUGGCAGUUAAUGUCGAAUAUAAAAAUAUUUACUUACAAUAAGUCAAGUUAGUAAAUUAAUAUUAUC
Molecule: messenger RNA, 546 nt
Organism: Centruroides sculpturatus (bark scorpion)
Lineage: Eukaryota; Metazoa; Arthropoda; Arachnida; Scorpiones; Buthidae
Exons: 2
Coding region: 4-465 (153 amino acids)
Source: RefSeq, a predicted model, not a curated record